AUGGAUGAGACGGAAGUGGAGAGUUCGGAAGGAAUGGUGAAUGAUGUGGAAACGUGGCAAGAAACAUGCAGGAAAAUAUUAGCAAAAGAACGGAUAGGUUUGGAUGAUAUGACCGAAUUAGAACAUGUAGAUGAUCACACUAUCGCCGAGAAUUUGCGGAUACGUUUGUUAGAAGAACAGAUUUAUGUGAGUUUACUGGACUGGAUGAAUUCGGGAACGUUGUCAGAUUAGCGCUCCGCGUUUAGACAGCGCGCAAGAAAUCUGACGAAAUUGUGUAAACCGUCUCGAAUUCGUCCGGUGUCGUAUUGACAUAGUAGUGAAUAAGACAUAAAUUUAAUUAAUAUUAAUUGUUAGAUAGAGCAAGAUAAAUAAACUACCGAUUUCUCAAUACUGCUCUAAUAUAAGACUAUAGAGUAUCUAUCUCUAUAGAGCUCGAACAACUAGACUCUGUAGCUCAGUUGGUUAGAGCGCUGCAUUGGAAUCGCAGAGCUGCAGGUUGGAUUCCUGCCAGAAGGCCUAUAUCCCGUUCAGCUCUAAUAAAUGUAUAAAAGUUCCACCCGAAAUUUCCAUCUACAAAUCCUUUCCACAAUUAGUUCUAUCGAGUGUAGAUGCCCAAUAGCUUUAAACAAAUAGUCCAUGCUAAAAGCAAUGACAACUAUGUAGAAUGAGAAGAAUUAACUGAUAUCUAUACCAGUUGAUCAACCAUAUGGUGCAGGAUAGUCAGGCGAAACUUACCUGUUGCGUGUAUUACCUGCUUCAUGCACUGGCGUACCUAAAUCUAUAAAAGUCAAUAGAAAUGUUGGCUUGCUUUUGAUAGCUGGAACAUAUAUAGUGUGUAGAUUAGACGAACAAGAAAGGCUAGGACUACAAGUUGACUCCCUCCUGUUCCCCAUUAAAUUCUUCUUUUCUUUUACACUUGUAGACAUGUAUUGGUCGGGUAUUGAUAGCCAUUAACCCUUUCAAGAAAGGCUAGGACUACAAGUUGGUUCCCUCAUGUUCCCCAUUAAAUUCUCUUCUUUUACACUUGUAGACAUGUAUUGGUCGGGUAUUGAUAGCCGUUAACCCUUUCAAGAAAUUGGACAUCUACGAUAGAAGGUAACAGUGUCAGUUUAAAACAUUGAACAACUGUAUUAAUACUGGAUAGUUCUAUAUAGGCUUGUUUACACUUGCAAUUUAGUGAAAAUAUGAGCCAACAUGAAAUUUCUUCUCGUUUUCCAAGCUACGUGGCUGCGUACAAUAAUUUCUUGGAAGCAAAACAGACAAAGAAGAAAACACAAAAUUUAAACCGUGAUGAUACUUUGAAAUGUUCAACUGCAAAGCUCACCAGUAUGAUACAAUGCGAAGACACCGACACUGAACAGGUUUGUGCUGCUAGGACUUCGCGGAGACUAAUGUGUUUCUAUUCUUCCAGACCUAAACUUAACCUGGAUUAUUUUAUCUUUACAAAAAUUGUGAUAUUACUUUUUCCAUCCUAACCCACUGUCUGUGCCAGUGUAGGUAGUGACAAUAAUAUGAACAAGCUUUCGUUGGUAGAGAUGCAACUACCUAAAAAAUAUAAGGAGAAUUUCGGCGUAUGGAACAACGAAGGGCCUUCGCUCGAAACGUCGAAAUUCUCCAUAUAUAUUUUCAGGUAGUUGCAUCUCUACCAACGAAAGCUUAUCCUAACGCACCCUGUCAACUUUCCCGGUGGGAGGAAACCGGAGCACCCGGUUCCGUUCCGCAUAUCCGUUCCGCAUCCGCUUCCGCGUUUUAACCUAACCCCAUUUACAUGUGAUAUAUAUGAUCAAAUACAUCGAGUAUUACCUAAUUACAUACUUAACCCAGACUACUGACUUUUACAACAAUUGUGAUAUUACUUUCUUAACUGUGUUUAUCCUAACCCACCCUGUCAACUUUUCCUGUGGGAGGAAACCGGAGCACCCAGAGGAAAGACACGACUUUCGGCAGAGCGUUAACAUUUUCACAUGAGUCCAUAGCGAGAAUCGAACCCUGACAAACUCCGAGGUGAAAGGCGCUCUGAUGACUGUGCCACGGAAUCCCCAAAUCAUGCAAGAAUUUCACAUAUAUUUUCAAAUAUUUUUUUUCUGUUUUGCUAGGAUUCUGGCGUGGAUUUACCGCCCCACAUCUAUGCCCUCACAGACAACAUGUACCGUAAUAUGAUGAUUGAACGAGAAAGUCAAUGUGUGAUUAUCAGGUAGUUUAAAAUUUUGUAAUCUUUAGAGGACAGAUAAUGGAUGCUGCAAGAAACGUGUUGCUCUGUUUAUUUCUGGUAUAGCAUUGGCAUUGAUAUCUCUUCUUUUUGCGGUUUAGUGGAGAAAGUGGCGCGGGGAAGACGAUAUCAGCGAAAUACAUCAUGUCUUAUCUAUCAGAAAUUGCGAGUGGUGGAACUCAGAAAAUUGAGGUUUUAAAACUGCUUUUAUACAUCGCUUCUUUCGUUAAACCAUCAGGAAACCUUUCUUAUGACUUGUACUGGCGUGCUUCAUGCUAACUAACAAAGUAUUCUUUGCUAUAUAGGAGAUCAAGAAUAUUAUCAUUCAGUCUAAUCCACUUUUGGAGGCGUUCGGAAACGCGAAAACAUUGCGCAACAACAACUCAAGUCGUUUUGUAAGUACGAUUGAUUAUAAAGAUGGGGCUUGAACAGUUUAAAUAAAAACAAUGCAACAUAGUUUUAAUUUACGUGGUAAGUUUAAUUUUUCAGGGGAAGUUUGUUGAAAUUUUGUUCAACAUGUCUGGACAACCAGAUGGUGGCAAGAUCUCAAACUUUCUUCUAGAGAAGGUGAGCGUUCUUUUGAAAAAUAAUUUCACCAUACUUUAUAGAUUACAUCUUGCCACAAGGCUGUGUUGCUUAAUGUUGCUUUUUGCCUCCCAUCUAGUCGCGUGUUGUAUCCCAGAAUCCUGGGGAGCGUAACUAUCACGUGUUCUAUCAGCUGCUCAGAGGAUGUUCCGAAGAUCAGAAAGGUAAUCAUGAUUGUUCUAUAGUAUAGGGGACCCUAUAUUCAGACGAAAUCAUUUGCAGAGGAAUUGUGCAGGAGUUGAAUUCUCACAGAUCGAUGUUCAUUUGUCUGGUUAUAACAUCACCUCGGUCACAUUUAAGAAGCGUGUUUUCAGUUUGGCUUUUCCAGACGUCCUCAAGAGGGAUCUCGGGAUCUCAGGGUGCUCUGCAUUCCCCCUGUAUAGUAACACUGGAGCAAUAAGGGGUGACUCUAACUGGACCUCCAGAGAGAAAAAUUUAGAACAGUUAGAGUCACCUAGCAGUUACAUAAAGCCUAGAAACAUAUAUUGCUAUUAACUAUGCGUGAAAUCGCUUUAACCUAGACCUCUGCUAAAAAGUAAUCCAAUAUAAUUGUUUAUUUUAUCAAAACCCUUGUAAUAAGAUGACAUUUAUCUUCUGUUCACUUUCAGAAACACUAGGUCUACAAGAAUCAGAUCCAGCAGAGUAUUAUUACUUGAACCGUACUGGAGGAGUCUAUGAUGUCCCUGAUGCUGAUGAUACCGAAGAAUUUCAAGCGACUCUGGUAAAUGAAUACUGAUUAUUAGUUAAACAAGCAGGCAAAGUAGUAUUCACAAACAAACUAGUAUUCAGCAGACAAACUAGUAUUCACUAUCAACGUUUCUUUAAUCACAGUAUGACAUCUUUCAUGUGUAAACGCUGUAAGGUUUUUGAUUUAAAGAGGUUCAAAAGAAGUUUUAUGUAAUUUGGUCAAAAGAACUGUUAGCGUUAAGCAUACCUUAAUUUAUGUCUCAUCAUCUACAUACAUAACAAACGAGGCUGGGAAAACCUUACGCCUCGUUGUGGGGAGGGGGGGGGGAUGUUUCGCUGAAGGAGUCACAUGAAGUGAUUCAUUGCCACGAACUUUCGCUGUAUUUUUUAGAACGCAAUGAGUGUUGUUGGUUUGUCUUUGGAACGACAAAAAAAUGUCUUGGGGGUGAUUUCAGCGAUUUUACAUCUUGGGAAUAUCCAGUUUGUCGAGGAUAACAAUGUUGCCGAGGUCGAGAAUCCCACGGGUAGGUCGACCAUGCAUGUUUCUGCUUCUUUCUUGGGGAUGAGCCAAUCUUUCUUUCACGCGUAACGCGCUGUAAGGUUCGUUUAUACUUGCAAUUUUUGCUGCGAGUUUAGGUUCAAUUUUCUUCUCCUGAUGGAUGUGAACGAGUGGAUGAGUUAUGAAUGUUCAGAUGAGGGUACAUAUACUCAGAACAUUCAUAACUCAUCUACUCGUUCAGAUCCAUCAGAAGAAGAAAGUCACGGUAGACGAGCAUUUAGAAUUGGAUUAGACUCGACAUAUUUUGGAAGUCAUAUAUUUUUUCUGUCAUGCCAGAUUUGAUUGUUCCCGCGCAGCUUCUGGGUGUGGACAAAGAUGCUUUGAAAGAAAAAUUGGUCAGGUAAUGGCAUCUCUUUAUCCAUUCUUAGUCCAGUGCCAAAGGAGGAGAACUGGAAAAAACACCUUCACAUGUCAUUCAAUUUUAUAGUCGGAUAAGUCAUAACUGUAUAUAGCAGGAAACGAACCUCACAACCAGAGAUGAAGGGCUCUUGGACUAAACUUUGAGCAAUAUAGUGACGGACUAGAAAUAACAAUUAAGAUCAGGGUCAAUCACUGCUUUUAUAAUUAAAAAGCUGUAUGAUUAUUAAUCUUCUUUACUGUUUGUAUAUAGCCGCUUGAUGGAGGCGCGUUGGGGAGGCAAAGUUGACAUUAUGAUGAUGACGCUUAAUUCCGAACAGGUAUGUAAUAUCGCAGUAAUUAACUUAGUUCUAACUAUAACUUUACUUUUAUUGGUAAUGAAUAACUCUAUCAGCUAAAUGUUUUCUUUCUUUGAGUCUAGUAAGUAGCAUUCCUUAUUGGUCCAGUUAGCUCUUGUGGAGCAAACCGCUUCAAUAUACCAUAAAAAAACCUACAUGAAAGUUUAUAUUUGAUCUUGAAGUGGAAUUACAAUCAAACAACGCUAUCCACAGAAGUGAAACAACUCCUCCCCCCCCUGACCUUUGUGUCACCAUAAUCCCCAUGAACGCUUGAAAAUUUUAUUGUUUGAAUUCCCUUGAUAGUAUAUUAGUAUAUUCGUAGUUCCAUAUGGUAAUAUGGAACUACGAAUACUAAUAUACUAUCAAGGGAAUUCAAACAAUAAAAUUUUCAAGUGUUCAUGGGGAUUAAUGAAUAGAGAUUAAACUAGCGUAAUUUAUUGAGUAUUGUCUGCACUCUUUAUCCUGUUCUAGGCCAAUAUCUCCAGGGACGCUUUAGCGAAAGCUCUGUAUGCUCAACUUUUUGAUUUCCUUGUCACGGUUAGUUCUAAAAUCAUGCCAGUUAUAAAAUGAUCUGUAAUCGUCUAUGUAUGGAUUGUUAUAAUUCUCCUGUGCUCUAUUCUUAUAGGUAAUCAACAGUGCCAUGCAUAAGGAUAGGAUCGAAUUGUGCAUUGGCGUCCUGGAUAUUUAUGGUUUUGAAAUAUUCGAGGUAAGGAUUUGUGUAGGAUGCCGAUGACUCGAACACAGUGGUCAGCGCAUGCGUCUUUCAUCUCUGUGGUCGAGGUUUGAUUCCGGCAAUAAACCCAUUGCACAUGACGUCACAGCGCCGGUGACGAUGCAUCUGGAGGACAAAUUAGCAAUCUAUGCAUAAUAUAACUUUUGUAAACAAAGCAAAUUUUCUAAAAGUUUAUAAUAAUUUUGUAUUAAAAUGGUUAAUUUUUGCGCUGUAUGUGGUUGUUGUACCCGAACAGAUAUUGUUAGGGAGCAUCUGGAGGACACUCUAAGGAUUUGUGACGUCAGUGCAAUGGGUCUAUAUGCAGUAAUUGUCUGAUUAUAAUUUUACCUCAGUCGCAUGUGAGAAAAGUGCUUCUAGUUUGACUCUACCAAACAUCGCAGACUUUCACCAAGUAUUCUGGUUUCGCCGGGGAACUCCUUAUACGAACUGACAAAGAUUUGUGGUAUCAAUAAUGUUAGUUUAGUUAUUGACAUACAGCUUUGUUUAUUUUGCAUUUAGACAAACGGUUUUGAACAGUUCUGCAUCAAUUUUGUUAACGAAAAACUUCAGCAGAUUUUUGUCGAGUUGACGCUCAAGAGUGAACAGGUGCGCUUGCGUCUCUUUCUUAUUUCCUUUAUUUUUUCAUUCAAAUUAAACCAAUUUCUUUUUACAAUUUCAGGAAGAAUAUUUGGAGGAAGGGAUAACUUGGACUCCUGUGAAAUUUUUCAAUAAUAAAUUGGUUUGUGAUCUUAUCGAAAGCAAGGUUUGUUCACACAAUUGUUUUACUCUACUCUACCAAACAACGCAGGGUUAUUAACUAUUUUCUCCUGUGGUAAUACUGGAAUAACAAGGGAUGACCUUUACUGGGCCACAAAGGAGAACAGUUUAGAACUGAUAGAACUAUGCAGUAUAAAUAAAGUUAGUUUAGUUUAGACUUCCUGCUGUUGUAAUACUCGACCACUGCUUUACUAGAUCACUUGGAGGAAUAGUUUAGAACUGAUAGAGCUAUCCGGUAUAAGUGCUGUUAGUUUAGUUUAGGUUUCUUCCUGUAGUAACACUGGAUCAAUAAGAGAGAUUAUCACUACUGGGCCACUAAGGAGAACAAUUUAGAACUGAUAGAGCUAUCCAGUAUGAAUAAAGUCAGUUUAGGUUAGGUUUCCUCCUGUAGUAACACUGGAUCAAUAAGAGAUGAUCCUUAACCUGGACCUCUACGGAGAACAAUUUAGAACUGAUAGAGCUAUUCAGUUUAAAUGAUGAUGAUCCUUACUGGACCUGUAUAGGGAGAACAGUAUGAUAAAGCUAUCUAGUAUUAAUAACUAAAAUCAUCCUAUUUAGAUUCCUCCAGGUAUAAUGAGUGUCCUAGAUGAUGUUUGUUUCACAGUGCACGCUUCUGAAGGAUCGGGUAGAACACUGAUGGAGGUAUUGAAUACUACAUUAAUGAAAUGCUUUAGUUUAAUGAUUGGCGUAUUACACAGUGGACGUUUUGUAGACUAGCUCUCAGGAGAAGCUGAUACUCACUCAACUGAACAGUAAGGCUGUACAACCUCAAAUUACUUCACAUAGUUCAAUAAUCUUGAAUGAUCUAAAUAUAUUUAACUCGGCAAUAAGAGGCAACAUGCAUACUACUCUUGCCUUCCGUCCGCUUGUAUUGAUUCCACCAUGAACAACCCUUCCACACCGGCGGAUUAUACAUCUCCAAUUUCAAUCCAUGAACAUAUUUCAUUCACGAUUUUGUUGUAGAAACUCAAAGCAGUUGUGGGUUCAGAAAGUACAUAUUCACGAUACUUCCGAGGACUUUCAACACAUUUUGAAAUACACCACUAUGCGGGAAAGGUAAUUUUGAUUUACUAUGGUAAGAAUAUUUCUAACUUUCUAAAUUGUUCACCAUACUUGCGAUGUCAUUGCCAGGUGCAUUACGAGGCGACGCAUUUUUGUGAAAAAAACAAAGACUCGUUGUUUGAUGACAUCGUUCAACUGAUGCAGUCUAGUCAGAAGUACGUAUUAAUAGAAUUAAAAUUACGGUAAUUUCACCAGGGAGGAGCCAUACAGGGGAGGUACUGUAGGUAGGGGAAGUGCUCGUCGACUCUUACGCCCGUAUUCUAAAAGCUCACUCACACUCAAUGAGUGGAGGUUCAAUCUGAGCUUCUUUUGAGUGUCAAUGCUGUUUUUGAAUAGUUAGAGGUCUAGUCUACCUUACUAUGUUACUACUCAUCAAUGCUACUCACCCUCCGGCUUUUCAAAAACAGCACUGACACUCAAAAGAAGCUCAGAUUCAACCUGCACUCAUUGAGUGUGAGUGAGCUUUUAGAAUACGGGCGUUAGUCGUGAGCAGGGGUGCGACCAUCGACCAAGUGCACCCUUCUGUAAAUCCAUUUCAAAAGUUUAUCACAAUCCAUAACCUUGUUUUCUAUAGUGAGUUUAUUCAAAACCUCUUCAGUGAUAUGCCAACCUCAUCUGGCAGGCGUGGCCGCGGGUCCACAGGCAGCAGUAAAAUUAAGGUAAAUAAUACGUGAUAGUGUUGGGAAAGCAUUAAGAACAUCUAACCAAGGUCACGUGACUGUACUCAUGCGCUCUCAUCCUCGUUUCAUCCGAGGUUUAGAUUGUGUUCUUUUAAGAUUUUUUCUGUGUUGGUGUAAUGUACUCAGGUGAAUAUGAUGCUUGUGAUGUUACUCUGAGUGUAUAUCCACACCGGACAAGCUAUAUGCCUGGCCACGGUGGGGAUCGAACCUACGACCUUUGGAAUACUAGCCCAAUGCUCUACCAACUGAGCUACGCGUUCAGAUCCGUCCGAGUAUUAUUUGCUAGAAAUAUUAUAUUUUACCUGGUUUAUUAUUUGCAAUCAUAUUUUCCAGUCCCAAUGUCAAACGUUGAUUGAUCGAAUCAUGGCUUGCACUCCUCAUUAUGUGAGAUGUCUGAAGCCAAGCGAAACGAAGGAACCUUUGGACUGGCACGAUCAUAGGUAUGCAUACAAUAUUUCUAUGCGUGAGAGGGGAGCAGGGGAUAUGCUGUCUUGGUUUGUGCUCCAGUGUUUAAAUUUUACUUACGUUUUUCUUAGAAUUCUUCCUCAGAUCUCAUAUCUCGGACUUCGCGAGAACAUCGAUGUUCGACGUGCCGGCUUUGCUUUUCGUAGAGUGUUUGAUAAAGUCAUUGACAGGUAAUCUUACGGAAAAGGAAUGAAGCCUAUAUGCUUGCAAUUAGAUGAUCGCUUCAUUAUACAGGGAAAAUUUUUCGGUUGACCGCGAAAGUGCACAUAAACGUGAACAAAAACAUAGAGUAAUGUUCGAUUUCUGACGGAGUACCUAUACUUGUAUUUUUCACAACUGCUCCCUGUCAGGUCAAAAAUUGUAUAUAAAAUUUCGAAAUUUUUUACAAAAACCCAUCAACUUUAACUGAAACAAGCAACAAUUAACGGUUUCGCGUCUAGGUAUGAUGCGAUCUUACCAAAAGAUGUGCUAGACCAUGUUAGCGGAGACAAGAAAAGCACAUGUGAAGCUAUUAUGGAAACUGCCCAGUUCUCGCCAGAAAUUUGGAGGAUUGGAAAGACAAAGGUUUUUAUGAAAGAGUCCGAUAUGGUAAGAAUCUGAUAUGGUAUCACCAUUGACCGUUAUUAUUCACGGAACCGUCGCAAGAAAAAUUAUAAUAAUUCUUUUGUUUUCUUUUCCAGAUAACCAAACUUGAACAUUUACGAAGUGAUGCUCUUUACUGGUUUGCGGUGAAAAUUCAAUCUGGGGUUCGCGGAUUUCUGGCUAGACAAUAUUGUCGAAAGUUGAGAGAGCGGUUGAGAGGUAACCCAUUUGAUCCAGUUUUGUGCUGUGGAGAUGUGUUGAACUGA
Messenger RNA from Paramuricea clavata, 9279 nucleotides. Lineage: Eukaryota; Metazoa; Cnidaria; Anthozoa; Malacalcyonacea; Plexauridae. The record is from the annotation of a GenBank genome assembly.